Molecule: messenger RNA, 2631 nt
Organism: Cyprinus carpio (common carp)
Lineage: Eukaryota; Metazoa; Chordata; Actinopteri; Cypriniformes; Cyprinidae
Product: mitochondrial basic amino acids transporter-like
Biological process (GO): mitochondrial L-ornithine transmembrane transport
Cellular component (GO): mitochondrion
Molecular function (GO): high-affinity L-arginine transmembrane transporter activity
Source: RefSeq, a predicted model, not a curated record
UAGCAGCACAGAAGCAGCAGGUGCUCACGAGCGCAGACGUCCAGAGACCCACUGACCGAGCGAACAAACACUGCUGCUGCUCACACACACUCAUCUUCAUCAUCUUCAUCAUCAUCUGAGGAAUGGCUCUGGACUUCGUUGCAGGAUGCAUGGGAGGAGCCGCAGGUGUGCUGGUCGGACAUCCGUUUGAUACGGUCAAGGUGAGACUGCAGGUGCAGAGCGUGGACAAGCCCUUGUACCGCGGCACGUACCACUGCUUCCAGUCCAUCGUCCGGCAGGAGUCGAUGCUGGGCCUCUAUAAGGGCAUCGGCUCGCCCAUGAUGGGCCUGACCUUCAUCAACGCCAUCGUGUUCGGCGUGCAGGGGAACGCCAUGCGCAUGCUGGCCGCGGACACGCCUCUGCACCAGUUCCUCGCGGGCGCCGCGGCCGGACUCAUCCAGUGCGUGAUCUGCUGCCCGAUGGAGCUGGCCAAGACCCGCAUGCAGAUGCAGGGAACGGGCGAGAAGUGUGCCUCCAGGAAGAUGUACAGGAACUCUCUGGACUGUCUGAUCCGCAUCCACCGGAAGGAGGGAGUCCGAGGGAUAAACCGAGGAAUGGUGACCACCGUCAUCCGCGAGACGCCCGGCUUCGGCGUGUACUUCCUCACCUACGAUACACUGACUCGCGCGCUGGGCUGCGACGCUGAUGACGGAUACAUCAUUCCCAAGCUGCUCCUGGCGGGCGGCAUGUCGGGAAUGGCAUCCUGGAUCUCCACUUAUCCUGUAGACGUCAUCAAGUCCCGCCUCCAGGCAGACGGAGUGGGCGGAGCCAACAGGUACGACGGUAUCGUGGACUGCGUCCGUCAGAGCUGGCGGCGGGAAGGAUGGAGGACCUUCACUCGAGGCCUGACCUCGACCCUCUUGAGAGCGUUUCCCGUCAACGCCACAACAUUCGCCACCGUCACGCUCUUCCUCAUGUACAUGCGCGAGGACGCUGAUGGUGUGAAGGACUGCGAGGCCAUGCAACCGAACCUGCAGCACAGCAGCCUGUGACUCAAAGAUCUCAAGAAAGACUCAAAUCUUCUUGAGAUUGAAACUGCCCCCAGAAACCUCCUCCUGACCCCAGACUCUGUCUAAUAAAGAGAGAAAAGGUCAGUGAACACACAGGCUGAACAAUGAUCUGAACCACUGUAUGUUUAAUGGACCGCACCGCUGAAUUACUGGAUGAAUGAGUCUCCACUGGGUUCGAGGAUUCCCAGAUCAGCAUCUGCAGAAACAUCUGACGCUGAUGAAGGACCAGAGCGACGUACCGCAGGGGAUAUGGACGUCAACGAUGGGACAUUUUAACACUUAACGUGGCUUAAAGACUAACUCAGUAAACACAUUAAUAAAGCAUGCUAUGUACAGACAAGCAGAUGAGCCCAGAAUACAAACGCAGUGCGUUUAAUCAGGUGUUUUCCUCCCAUUUAACCAUUAUAAGCUUAACGGGGCUUAAUGCAUUGAAAGACAAAACUGUAAACACAUUAUUAUUAAAGCAUACUAUAUACAGACAAGCAGAGCCCAUAAUAAAACGCUGUUUUAAUGCAUCCACGUUGAUGUUUUUAACACGUUAUUAAACACACUGCGUUCGUAUCCUGGACUCAUCUGCUUGUCUGUACAUAGUAUGAUUUAUGAAUAACUUGUUUAGAGAGUUUGGUCUUAUAAAAGCACUGUCUUAACUCAAUAAGCCACGUUAAGUGUUUUAGAAUGAUCACGUAUAAGAGAACUGUUCCCACACUGUCAGAAAUAAUGUGCAAAAUCGUACCUAUAACGAUGCAACAGCGUGUGACUGGGACAGAACUGUUCAGGGGACAAAUCUGUGCCUUAUUUACACCUAAAAGGUGAAUAUUAUUGCGGUCAUAAAGCUUUAAGUUCAUGGCUUCGGUUCUCAGGAAAAGCCAGAGCUGAUGAAAUGUAAACGUGUACUUUGAAUGCAAUGCAAGUCGCUUUAGAUAAAAGUGUCUGCCAAAUGCAUAAAUGUAAAUAUUAGUACCUUUAAAUAGCAAUAUGUGUUCUUAAAGUACUACCAUGCACUUUUAAGAGGUAAAAAAAAAAGACACUGUUACAGUGAUAAGCUGUUGCAAUCCUAUAAGUACAAUUUUUGCACAUUUCUUCUGAAAGUGCAUGUUAAUCUUGUGCGUUUUCUAAACACAGGUACAAAGUUUGAGACUUCCCAUUUAAACACAAGAGUAAACCUUAAAAGCAAAGAUAGCAUAAAAAGUUGACCAUGAUUUUAAUCCUGAUCAGUGAAACAUGAAUGCAGGGACUCUCAGACCGCAGGAGCUGCAGAUGAAACAGUCACAUGUUCCCAUGUUUACAUACACAGAGUCAUUUUGUGAUUGUUAUUUAAUCUUUACAUGCACCUUAAACAUGUGACUAGCUGACAUGCCUGUAAUUGACAUAUUCCUGUUUAUACGAUAUAUUUGCAUCAUUUGUUGUUCUCCGGUAUUUUUAUGAAUGUAAAUACUAUGAGUGAUUUCAGAGGCAGAUUAUUGAUGACUGAUCAUCACUGUUUUUGAUUCAUGAAGCUCAAGGGAACAGCGUUACACAAAGACCAACAGUCACACACCUACUUCCCUUCAACAUUCAAUAAAUAUGGAAACACAUUCAGUAA